AGAGACAAGACUGAACUCUCACUGGAGAGAUUGAAGGUGGAGAGCAGCUCCCUUGUGUUGGAGAAUGAACAGCAACGACAGUGGUACGAGAAAUGUCUUGAUGGGAUAGCCAAUCUGGAGAUUCAAGCCUUGUUG
Messenger RNA from Lymnaea stagnalis (great pond snail), 135 nucleotides. The record is from the annotation of a GenBank genome assembly. Lineage: Eukaryota; Metazoa; Mollusca; Gastropoda; Lymnaeidae.